CGACAGCAAAAAAGUGUUUAUUUUUAAACUAAUUCAUGAAAGUAAGCCCCAGAUACCAAUAAAAAUGCUGGAACCAUCUGCCAGCUUUGGUGCGUAAGCUUUACGGCGAUACCAAUGGUGUUAAUUACACCGCAAUUUGAUCUUGUCACCUAAUUUACCUUCGGUAGAUGGGACAGUUGAUCGCCGGAUCGUAGUAAUCUGAGUUGCAGAAAACUUCGAUGCAACACUAAGGCAUCGUCAUAGAAUAGUGUGAUUCAUUUAUACGAUAGUCAGUUACUCUGAACAACCAUUACGCACUAUUUUCGGUUGGUCUGGUAGAGAGGCAGUUUAUCGCUUCCAUAUCUCCCUAAGCGAGCAUAAAUAAACUCCCUGAACUUUCUGGAAGUAAGUUUGGUUCUGGCCCACGGGGGCAAGUGGGCACGGAUAUUUUCUUCAUCACAUCUGCGAAAUUGUGACGUCGUGCGUGGGUGACAGAAAGAAUAGUUAGAACGGUUGGUCCGCCUAGGGAGGCGAUGCAGUGUCCGGGAUGCACCGGGGGCGCAUCGAAGGAAAAGCACCUGCUGUCACAGUGACGUACUGACGUCGGUACGAAAUCCUGUUUUGGUUGAGUGCUGGAAUCCUCCCCUAGGGGGUCACCACGAACAUUCACUGGCAAGCAAAGCCGAUCUGUGGAGAUAAGCAACAUAGGGUUGUGUGUAGGUGGUAAUCUUAGACAAACAACCAGCAGCGAUCAUCGCUCACCGUCGCCUCCAAGAUGAAGAGAAAGCAACAGUACGGAUCCGUCACCAAUGUGACGAAAAUGCUAUCGGAUCGAUCCUACUGGGAUGUGGAGAGCAUACUUCGGAACCGGCUUCGGGCGGCGCCCCAGUUUGUGGACUUUAUCGACCUGGAAACGGAGCUGAAAGGUCACAAUGGUUGCGUCAACUGUCUGCAGUGGAGCGACGACGGUCAUAUCCUUGCCUCGGCUUCCGACGAUUUGCACGUUAAGCUGUGGGAUCCGUUCCGGCAUACGCAGCUGCACGACAUACUCACCCCGCACGAGGGUAACAUUUUCUCGGUGAAGUUCCUCCCACAACGGGGUAAUUCGGUACUCGCAACCUGUGCCGGCGAUUGCAAAACGUUCGUGUUUGACAUCAACCGACAGACCGAGAACCCCACCAGACGGUGUGUCUGCCACCUGCAUCGUGUCAAACGGUUAGCCACCUCGCCCCGCAAUCCUCACCUGUUUUGGUCGGCGGCCGAAGACGGUUUGGUUUUGCAGCAUGAUAUGCGUGUGCAGCACGCUUGCAAUCAACAGGACAACAACGUCCUCAUCGACCUGCGAAACUAUCUGUGGGUCUCGCCGGAAGUAAAAUGCAUCGCAAUCAACCCACAGCGCCCCGAACAGAUGGCGAUCGGGGCGAACGACUGCUAUGCCCGGGUGUACGAUCGCCGCAUGAUCUCGCUGUCGAGGUUGGGUCCUUCGCAGCUGUACGAUCCGCGGGAAAUUGGCGAUGGUUUGGUGGUGACGACGCGCAUCGACAAGAUCCCCAACGAUGGUUGCGUCAAGUACUUCUGUCCGGGUCAUCUGAAUGGCGACGAGAAGGUCAACAUGCAGUAUAACUUUAAAACUAUCACAUACCUCACGUUCAGUCCGGACGGUACGGAGCUGCUGGUCAACAUGGGUUCGGACCACAUUUAUCUGUUUGAAAUCAACGGCUCCCGUCAGCCUGUGUUCCUAGAGUUGCCAAAGCUUCCACCCACAACCAAUGGGGAGACGAAUGGGUGCGUCGGUGGAGAAAAGACGAAACACAAAUUCCCGCCCGACGUUGAGCAGCUGAAAAUGGAGGGCAACGACAACCAGGAACGGUCCCAGUACCUGCAGGCGAUCAACAAGUACACGCAGGCCAUCCGCAAGGCGAACAAUAAGGAUUGCUCCAUCCUUUACCUCAACCGGGCGACCGCACUGAUGAGGCGCGAUUGGUAUGGUGAUGCUUAUGCGGCCGUUCGUGACUGUCAUACCGCGCUCCGUUUAGAUCCGCACUACGUGAAGGCGUACUUCCGGCUGGCAAGGGCGCUACUGAAGUUGGAACAGUCCAAAGAGGCACAGCUGUGCUUGGAUGAGCUUAUCAAACGGUUUCCUUCGUACGCAAAGAAUCAGGGUGUGCUGCUGCUCGGAAAGGACAUUGGCAUCGAGCUCGACAAGCAGCGUGUACGGGCGUCGGAAAGUCGGUUUUCGAUCUACGAAGGAAACUACUUUCACGACAAAGAAAAAGGUUGGCGAGCAAAGGCGACCGACUAUGAGAAGCGAUUCGUUGGCCACUGCAACACCAAGACGGACAUCAAGGAGGCAAAUUACUUUGGUGAUUCCAACUACAUCGUUGCCGGCUCCGAUGAUGGACGUUUUUAUGUCUGGGACAGACACAGUGGCCUCGUCACCGCUUCGUACAAAGCGGACGAGCUUAUCGUUAACUGCGUCCAGCCCCAUCCGUACGUCUGCCUGCUGGCGACAAGCGGUAUCGAUAAUGAGAUAAGGCUCUGGACGCCCAAGUCACCGGAGGGUAAAUUCGAGCGUAAGGAGAAACAUUUGGAUGCCUGCGUGAGCGAGAACCAGACCCGCAUGAAGGCCGACCCAUUCGAGGAGAUGACCCCCGGGCAGGCGAUUUGUCGGGCCAGUUAGCUUCUAGUGCAACUGAUUGCCAACGUCCUAUAUGUGAUUAAAGCUAGCAUUAAUAAAUUAUUCGCAAAGGUACGGUUUCUAUAACCAACCUAUGGGGAAAGCCGUAAAGCUGGGAAGACAGCGUGCUACUGCAUCUAAAGAUUCAGUGAAAAACAAACCACUCUUCCAACACGAUCGACCAUCACAUUAUUCGGUAGCUUGCACACGAGGGGCCGUUUUUAUACGACGGAUUUUAUUUUCAAAUUUUAAAAUCAUUUAGUACGAACUCACUGCGAUAUCAGUUUGGCGUGUAACCUUACGCCGAUAGAAAUAUCAAAUUGCCUCAAUUUAUUGAGAUAAGGAUUCAGAACUCUUAGAGUAUGCCUAAGCAUCAUCCCGCGAACUCCCAUACACCUAGCUACCUUGUUCAAUGUUUAAAGGCGAAAAGCAUCAUCCUGGAGGUUGAUGUAUUUCAUCUUUUCUCCAGUCUCAAAUUUUAACCUUUAUUUUCUAGGUUUCUUAUCGUUGUUUAUUAAACAUCUGUUUAUCUUACUGGGACAAAUCGAAAUGUUUGUUGGAAUAAUAAAAAAAAAAAACGCAGCCGUAGUCGGGAAAAACAUAACUGUAUGAUAGUAUGAAUAAAAGAUAUAUAAUGCAAUUAUACCCACUUCCAAGUCGGCUAGAACGGUAACUGUAACACUCAGCCUAUAUUUAAAGUAAAAAAAACCCAGAGGCAGCAUAGAAAUCGUAAGGAAUAAGCAAGAAAUAAACCAUGCAGUACUUGGUUUUACCAACCACCUC
Messenger RNA from Anopheles coustani, 3439 nucleotides. Its product is annotated as WD and tetratricopeptide repeats protein 1-like. The record is from RefSeq and is a predicted model, not a curated record. Gene Ontology annotation, cellular component: cytoplasm; Cul4-RING E3 ubiquitin ligase complex. The coding region runs from base 755 to 2659 and encodes 634 amino acids. Gene Ontology annotation, biological process: negative regulation of fatty acid biosynthetic process. The transcript has 8 exons. Lineage: Eukaryota; Metazoa; Arthropoda; Insecta; Diptera; Culicidae. Gene Ontology annotation, molecular function: protein binding.